AUGAAGUCGCUGAUCUUGAGCCGCUUCUUGGUGCUGCUGCCUUGGGUGCUGCUGGUCAUCCUCAUGCUGGACACGGACGGCGGGAACCGGCCGCCCCGUCCGUCGUCGCCUCAUCUCGCCCGGCGGCCGCAGCCCGCGCUUCUUCGCCAGGAGGCGCCUCGGUGGCGGGGGGAGGCCGAGCUGCAGCAGUUGCCCCUCAUCUAUGCCAUCACGCCGACCUACAGCCGGCCGGUCCAGAAAGCGGAGCUGACGCGGCUGGCCAACACCUUCCGGCAGGUGGCGCGCUUGCAUUGGAUCCUGGUGGAGGACUCGGCGAUCGGCACCGAACUGGUCAGCCGCUUCGCCGCGGGGCUCGGCCGAGCGGGCGGCCCGCCCUGCACCCACCUCCACGUGCUGACGCCGCGCAGGUACAAGCGGCCGGGGCAACCCAGGGCCACGGAGCAGCGCAACGCGGGGUUGGCCUGGAUCCGCCAGAGGCACCAGCAUUUGCCGGCCUCCCAGCCGGGGGUGCUUUUCUUCGCCGACGACGACAACACCUACAGCCUGGAGCUCUUCGAGGAGAUGCGUACCACUAGCAAAGUCUCUGUGUGGCCCGUAGGGCUAGUGGGGGGCCGACGCUACGAGCGCCCAAUUGUGGAAAAAGGCAAAGUUGUUGGCUGGUACACUGGUUGGCGGGCAGGUAGGCCUUUCGCCAUCGAUAUGGCAGGGUUUGCUGUAAGCCUUCAGGUGAUUUUAUCCAACCCGAAAGCUGUAUUUAGGCGCCACGGCUCACAGCCUGGGAUGCAGGAAUCUGACUUUCUGAGGCAGAUUAUCACAAUGGAGGAACUGGAACCCAAAGCCAGCAACUGCACAAAGGUUCUCGUAUGGCAUACUAGAACAGAAAAGGUAAAUCUAGCUAAUGAGCCAAAGUAUCACCUGGACAAUAUCAGAAUUGAAGUGUGACCUGUUGGCGUAAAUGGGACAUGCUUACCAUAUUCAGACUGUACAAAUUGCUAUUGUACUACUGCAGCCUUUGGCAGCCUAAUGGAAGACCACUGGCAGAUAGCUGAAGAUGUGUCUAU
Messenger RNA from Pseudonaja textilis, 1061 nucleotides. RefSeq names its product beta-1,3-glucuronyltransferase 2 (gene B3GAT2). Lineage: Eukaryota; Metazoa; Chordata; Lepidosauria; Squamata; Elapidae. Gene Ontology annotation, molecular function: galactosylgalactosylxylosylprotein 3-beta-glucuronosyltransferase activity. Gene Ontology annotation, cellular component: Golgi membrane. The record is from RefSeq and is a predicted model, not a curated record. Gene Ontology annotation, biological process: chondroitin sulfate proteoglycan biosynthetic process; carbohydrate metabolic process.